AUGGGCAAAUUCAGAUCAAAAGGCUGGGUUGCUACCCACCAUGGUGGAGCUUUACUCGAGAUGUUCGAGGCUUUGACGCCUUUCCCUCUUGACUGGGACUACUUCGCUUUCAGCAGACUAUCUCUUAUUAUGGAAGUAAACUGUGAAGAGGCAUUGUGUCGUGGCUGCACGCAUAAAUGCGCAACUAAAAGCAAUGCAGGAAGCUUAUGUGUACUCAAAGGCGCUUCAAAACCUCUGGGUGAACGUCUUGAGCCCCGAACUACACAUCAAAGAUCUUGA
Messenger RNA from Ramularia collo-cygni, 279 nucleotides. RefSeq lists its product as uncharacterized. The transcript has a single exon. Lineage: Eukaryota; Fungi; Ascomycota; Dothideomycetes; Mycosphaerellales; Mycosphaerellaceae. Bases 1 to 279 code for a protein of 92 amino acids. The record is from RefSeq and is a predicted model, not a curated record.